CAGUAAAUAAUAAUUAAAAAAAAUACUGGUUCAUAAACAUAUAAUAAAAUACCACGCAGAGCAACUUGGAAACAAACACGUGACUGCAUGUGGACUUUAAUUUAAAUAACAAAUAAUAUCAUACAUUUAAUAAACAUGUGCGUAUUGGUUCGGUGGCUGGCGCAAUUCUGAACUUGUAUAAUUUUUAUGGGUUUGUCAGUGUAACGUAAUUACAUAGCCAUUCGAAAAAAAAAACGUUAACUACAGUCACGUUCUUUCACGCUCAAUUCGCCUCGCUGAUAGCGCGGCAGUAUUGCUUAUCGCCAUUGUGUGUUCAGAUAAAAAUACCUGCAGCGGUAGUAAACAACCAAGUACGCAUGCGCCGUACAGUCUGUUGGCCGCAAAGAGAGUUUCAUUCACAUUCACCAGUUCCACUGCGCAGGCCUCAGGAAACACUCCGCUCACAUUCCCACGCCCACUUUUUUACCCUUCGUCGUCAACAAAGUAAUGACGUCCCGGUUUCCGAGUCCCACUCGACUUGACCUCUUAUUGUUCCAGUGGGAAAACAUUGCGAUCGCGGCUUGCCGCUCGUGCGGUUUAUUAAGUCGCCUGUGCGGUAAUAAACGAUUAUUAUCGGCUCAGUUCCUACACACGCUGAUGAAUGGGUUCUCAGGCCACGGCUCCCAGGGGUCUGUUUCAGGGGCUGCGUGUCGAAACUGCCACGGAAUGGCAGCAGUUCUUUCCGUUUUAUUUUUUAUGCUGUCCAUUACUUAAUUUUUAAUUUUUUUUUCACGCGUGUAGUGGAGCGGAAACCGACUUCGGAGGUGUGGUCGUUUCCCCUCCCGACUUUUCAGCGUGCCCAUGUGUUGACGUAGAAAUCAGGGGUAAAAGGAAAUUGCGCCAUUCAAUGAGUGAAUUUCCCCAUGCGUCGCUCCCCUCCCCACCGCUCCCCCCUCCAACGAGCGGAGCGGGGACCCUCAUUCACAGGCGCUCAGCCCACUUCCUCCAUGGCCAGGGAUGGAGGCAACAUGGCGGCCGAUAAGUUUAAAGUGCGGGUUGAAGAGCGAUUAAAAAUCAAAAUCGGGGAGGCCAAGAAUCUGCACUGUCGGAACCACGGCUCGAUGGGGCAGCGAGAUGUGUACUGCAAGCUGUCCCUGGAUCAGGAGGAGAUAUUCAGGACCACGACCAAGGAGCGCACCCUCAACCCGUUCUUCGGCGAGGAGUUCCAGUUCGAGGUGCCGCGCAAGUUCCGCCACCUGUCGGUGUACGUGUGCGACCGCGACCGCCACCUCAAGCAGGACAAGGUGCUGGGCAAGGUGGCCAUCAAGCGCGAGGAGCUCAGCGCCUACCACAACAAGGACCACUGGUUCCCCAUUCGACCGGUCGAUGCCGACAGCGAGGUGCAGGGUAAAGCACACAUUGAAGUGAAUCUUGAGCCAGUCAUCAGACAUGGGUGUGACUCGAACUUCCAGAAUCACAGGAUAGCUGUUAGGCUGAUAGAGUGCAGCGAGCUGACGAUCAAGAACGGUGCCUGCGACCCCUUCGCCACCGUCACGAUGUGCUACUCCAACGGCAAGCAAGAGGUGCGGCGCACCAAGGUCAAGAAGAAGACGAUCUCCCCUCAGUUCGACGAGGUCAUCGUGUUCGAACUGCCGUGCGGGCGGGGCGGAGGGCAGAACCACGACCGGGACCGGGACAUCUACCAGCUGGGGCAGGACGCGGAGGUGGAGUUCAGCGAGCUGCGCGUGUGUCUGUGGCACGACGCCCCGGCCAUGGCUGACAACGUGUUCCUGGGCGAGGUGAAGAUCCCCCUGCGCAGCCUGCAGGAGCGGCAGUUCGCCGCCGGCAACUCCUGGUACUUCCUGCAGCCGCGACCGACCAAGAGUCGGCCGUGCAAGUCGCCGGGCAGCUUCUACCGCACGUCCCCGGGGGCCCCCCUCGAAGGCCACGGCUCGCUGCGCCUCAACAUCCACUACACGGCGGACCGCGUCUUCCCCAGCUGCAAGUACGACCAGCUGCGUGAGCUCGUCUUGCAGAGUGUGCACGUGCAGCCCAUCACGUCGAGCGCCGCCUACAUCCUGGGGGAGAUCGUGCCCAGCAAGCUGGACGCCGCCCAGCCGCUCGUCAGGGUGUUCAUGCACCACGGCCGGGUGGUGCCGCUCAUCCGCGAGCUCGCCAAGUGGGAGAUCUCCAAAGUGACGGACGCCAACACGAUAUUCCGGGGCAACACGCUGGUGUCGAAGAUGAUGGACGAGGUGAUGCGGUUGGCGGGACUGCACUACCUGCACAACACGCUGCGGGGCCCCAUGGAGCUGGUGUUCCAGGAGCGCAAGCCGUGCGAGAUUGACCCCACGCGCGUCAAGGACCGCGCCACCGUCGAGGCCAAUCUCGCCAAUCUCAAGGAGUACGUGGAGAUGAUAUUCCACGCCAUCACUUCGUCGGCUCUGCACUGCCCCUCGCUCAUGUGCCAGCUGUUCCACGACCUCAGAGAGCUGGCCAGCACGCACUUCCCAGGCAACAAGGAAGUUAAAUAUUCUGUGAUAUCGGGUUUCAUCUUCCUGCGAUUUUUUGCCCCUGCUAUCCUGGGACCCAAGUUGUUCGAUCUAACAACAGAACAGAUUGACGCGCAGACCAACCGCUCGCUCACGCUCAUCUCCAAGACGAUCCAGAGCCUGGGCAACCUGGUGAGCUCGCGCUCGGCACAGCAGACGUGCAAGGAGGAGUACAUGGCGGAGGUGUACCGCGCCUUCUACACGCCCGCCCACGUCCAGGCCUUCAGGCAGUUUCUGGAAAUAAUAUCGGCCACGUCCAAUCCAGGCCACAAAACGUUGGACACACCAGUUCUUCUGAAAGAAGGGGAGAUGAUCAAGCGCGCCCAGGGGAGGAAGAGGUUUGGUCGCAAGAACUUCAAGCAGCGCUACUUCAGACUAACCACCCAGGAUCUCACCUACUCCAAAACUAAAGUGUGCGUGUGGGGCUGUGCAGGCAAGGACCCGCUGUGCUGCAUCCCGCUGGACCAGAUCCUGGCCGUGGAGAGGCUGCAGGAGGACUCCUUCAAGAUGAAGAACAUGUUCCAGAUCGUGCAGCCGGAGCGCGCCCUUUACAUACAGGCCAACAACUGCGUGGAGGAGAAGGAGUGGAUCGACAUCCUCACCAAGAUCUGCCAGACCAACGCCAACCGGCUGCAGAGGUACCACCCCUCCGCCUACAUCAACGGCCAGUGGCUGUGCUGCCGUGCCCAGAGUGAGGCGGCGCCCGGCUGCGACGACACGAGCCAGGGCCUGGGGGCCGGCCUGCAGGUGACGCUGGACCCCGACCGCGAGCUCCAGAGGAUCCACUCCCUCGUCAUGUCGCACAUGGACCGCCUGGAGCUGCGUAAGGACGCGUGCGAGACGCAGGCGGUGUACACGGGCGACAUCUGCUUCCUGCCCAGCUUCGUGAUCGAGGACGUGAAGUCGUGCUUCAAGACGCUGACGGCCCUGCAGGAGGCGGUGCUGAGCCUGGAGCGCGAGCACCGCAGCUACCUGCGCCUGCUGGCCCGCGAGACCAGAUACGGCAGCAAGCAAGCUCCCAUCGGAGACAACAACUACCUCCUGCUGGCCGCACGCAUGGACCACCUCGACACGAGCCUGCCGCGCAAGGCCUUCAGCACGCCCGACUGACGCCCGCUUCCGCGCUUCGCCUCGGUGUGGCUGAAAAUGAAGCAGACGUUCUCGACAAUGCUCGUGUGAAGUGAACAAUAUCGUAAAAUGGUGGACGAUUAGGCGCUAUCACCACGAACUACUCCCUGCUCAAAAAGGAAAGUGCUUGUUAAGUUUCGUAAACCUCGUUCGUAAUUUGAAAGGGUUGUUUGGUCCUGCGUGGUCGGAGUCCGGUCAAACAUCAUUCAUGCCCGUGGAGUGCUUGGUAGCACCAAAAUCAUACUGUGCCUAGUUCUCUGAAUGGCUUUUUUUACGACCUUUUGAAAGUUGGAAACUUUUGUGUUGGAAUUUUUUUUUAUCCAUCUAGCGUAUUAGCUUCCACUAGAACUGCGGUGUCUUACGAAGCAUUUCUUCUUUCGGUUUUUACGUUUCCUUACUUCGCGCCUCUGUCCUUUUCCUUUGCGUUCAGACUUUCCACAAGAUAUUCUCAUACAUUCCUUCCUGUGCAGUGUGUUCUCUGUCAGAUCGCAAAACGUGUUGUACGUAACUGUUGUGUGUUCGCUUUACAGAAGUAACAUUUUAACAUGAUGUUGCAAUUAAAUUUUUCUGAUGUAGGUAUUUGUACGCAUCUGGAAGACUUGGGUGUGAAUGCUUUGUAAUAUCGAUGCCGUAUAGUCUGAUUACUGUGAUACUUUUAGAGCCGAUACAUAAGGUAGAUUUGUAAAAAGAGAUGUUGCGUAGAGCGGAAGUGUUCUUGCGAGACAGUCACGAGUACGUGACUAGUGGAAACAUACGUGUACAGUCCCUUCGCCCGGGAACGUCCGAUGUUUCCGUGCGUCGCGUAGUUUGCGGUGAGCGGACGGCUGCGCUCCACGGGCCGUGAUCAUGUUUGCACCGGGCCGUUCCCUCGCUCGAGGAAUCCUGUAAUCUCAGUCGGCGGUGCGAAGCAAGGAGCGAGCAGUCGUGGGAGCGACGUUGAACCUCGCAGUGAUUGGUGGAUCGCAAGCUUCAAGCACCUGCACACAUCACACCCUGCGGUCGGGCAUCUCGUGUCUUGUGUGGGAACACUUGUCACCAGGACGGCGCUACGUUCUCUUCAUCACGACCGCAAGUUGAUCUGGUUUUAUGGCAUGUCCAGAAAAAUGUUCUUUUUAAUUUUAGUAAUUAGUGUGGAUAUCUCUUAAAACAAUAUUUUUUUUUUACAAAUUAUUAUUGUGUUCAAAUUUUUCCAUUUUUAGUAAAGUAUAAGAAUGACAUAACUUAUAAAUGUUUAAAUAUAAAACUGAGGCUUUACAAUUGUGGCAUUUUUUUUAACUCAAUAGACAUGUGAGAUUUAAAUGUUUUUUGGACUCGUUAAAAUUGGCUAAGGAGUAAAUUUGUCCCAGUAAAGUGUACAGAAUUUUUCAGUAAUGCAAAUACAUUACUGUUGGAUCAGUGUGCCAAAUAAUGCUCUCUUUGAGUUUGUUCUGCUGAAAAUUUACACCUUGUUGUUUGGGUCUUGUUUCAUCCACUGAAUAUAUUAUCAUCUGAACCAUCUGAGAUGGGUAGGUUCUCUGAAUAUUGAUGUUUUUGGCACUUAUUCAGAUUUCUGUGUAGCAGUGUAGAUUUAUUUGCGCUCUGAGACGUCUGGUGUUUUUUUUUCUUCCAGAGAAAUUUUACAUCACAUGAUUUGUAGUAUGGGAUAUGUAUGCUUAUUUCAAUGCCAUAAUAAUUGAUUAUUUUGGGAAUGUUUGUGAUAAACAUUGUUCUUUGUUUGCAUUAUAAAUUCAAUUUUUUUUUGUAUUCACAUUAGUAUGUAUUUUAUUUAUGCAUCAUUAAAACAAAAUUAAUUUGAUAAAUAGAAAUUUUAGAUUUUUAAAUUGCAUAAAUUUAGUUACAUGCGUAUUUCAAUGACAAAUUAUGCUUAAUAUUCUAAUGACCACAGUACAACCUAUAAUAAUGGUUAAAAUUUCAUUCCUCUGAAAAUUUGUAAAUUUUAUUAAUUUAGAAUUUAUCUUCAUAAAGGGUUUUUGUUUUCACAUGGAAGAUUUCAUUUGACAUAUCUGUUGUAAAAAUGAUGAAUGCAGACUAUUGCUUGUAAUGGAUAUUUAAGAUAGUAUGAAAUAAUCAUAGUGGUCACUGGAAAUACCAUACAUAAAUGUGAUCUCAAAAAUGCAGGAUACAGCAUAUGUUUACAUGCCAAGCAAAAUAUAUUUGAAAGCAAAUAAAAAGUGUGAAUUUAUAUUAUAGCUUCAGUUCAUACUUUUAUCUGUAAAUGAGUCACAAUUUGUGCACUAUUUUUUAUACAGUUGACUCCUGGUUAUCCACAUUUUUUGAGGUUAGUGAUGCUGAUCUACAUGGACACUUAGGACUAAUACGUAGUAAAGCAUUUAAACUUGCACUGUUGAAAUAUUUAUUAAAAUUUAUUAUUAGUGAUGGCUGAUGGGCAAUAUGGGUAAAAACCAAUACCAAUCCAAUUACUACUAAUUCAUAAUAUUUCAUUGAUCCGAUAACCUAUACAAAACCGAUUCAAUUCUUUUUGUAAAUAAUCAUGUAAUGUCUCUAGAAAUCCAAUAUUUGUAAGUAAUAAGGCAGUACCUUAUUGAAAGGAUUUUUUGGUAGAUGAUUAAAACAAAGAACUUUACAGCCUAAAAUUAGUGCAUAGAACAAUACACAUUAUGCCUUUGACUAAUUAACAAACAAAACAUUCAAGUAGUUUUAUAUUACUGAAAAAUUGGUGUAAAAGAUUCCUACAAAACUAUAAGAAAUAAACAGAACUGAAGGGUGACACUUCGAUGGAUGAAAUUGUACUUUUUUCAUGUGUAUCAGUUUUGUAAGCACGGAUUGAAAACGAUUAUAUCGAAAAUUUAAAAAAAAAAAGAGUAGAAUGUCGGUUUAUACCAAUACUAAAGCAAUCACAUUUAAAAUCAAUAUUUAUUAUGGUCAUUUAGUAGUUUCUUAUGAAAACAUUCUACAAAUUGUUGAAACAUUAAUUAAUUUAAAUACAGGACAUCUUCCGAACACAUUGAUGCUUUAGAAAGACAUAUUCAACGUCUAUUAUCGCCAAAGGAAGCAUAACAUUGGUUGUGCCAAAGUUAAGUUAAGAUGUUAAAUCAUUCAAACAUUGAAUAAUUUUAUUAGUGAUGUCUUCCAAACAGAAUUUUGCCGAACGAUCAGAGUAUUCAAUAUUUUGUUAUUGCGAAAAAUGUCUUGUUUUGGUCAAAGAGUCAAGAUUAAGGUCUAGCGAUGCUUGUGCAAAAAUCGCUUGGUGACUUUUUUCAGUAAAGUUGCGACUGCAGUUUUUAAAUUAAUUUUUUUGAUUAAACAAAGGGUAAUGAGAGUACAACUCUCAUAAAUAAUAUUUGUCAGCUAGAAAAAUUAUGUUUAAUCAAUUUUCACGCUAUUUCUUCCAUUUUUGAUGUGAUUAUCAAAUACGAUUUUUCUGCGGUUCUGUAGGUGCGGAUAAGCCGCACAGUGAAUAAUUCGUCUGCGGACAAUCAAGAACUGACUGUACUUCAAAUACUUAAAAAAAUUUGGUUUCUAAACUUUUGCACAUUCAUGUUCCAAUUGUACACUUUUUCCUGUCAUUGGAACCGCUUAGUGAUUGUGACUCACAACUUUUCUCGGAUUACACUAGUCAACCAAACAUCACAAACUUGCAAACUGCAAACCAUUUGCCUUUUGGGCUCACCAACAGGCCUCCAGAUCAGUCAACAUGAUUGCCAACAUGUUUGGUUGACUAGUGUAGAGCCUGCGUAACUAGUUUUAAACUACUACUUAAUGGAAACAGUUAUUUUUUUGAAGCUCAUUAUAAUGCGUAUGAGAUAUUUUGGUGUUUCAUGUCUGUUUUUUUGGCACUGUUGUUAUCACUCAUAAUUUAUUGAUCACGAAUGUGUGUGCCCAGGUUUUAGCAUGUCCAUUUCAUAUCCAUCCUGGUCCGUAUUUUUUUUUUUUACUCAUGUCUAUUGCACAUGUCGAGACUUGUAUUAUUUCUAAUUAAUUGUCACUUUCUUGUCCGUGCCAUGAGAUCGUCUUUAUUCCUCAUUUUGUAUUCUUCCCUAUUUCUCAGUUGACUCAUUCCAAACCACACGUGUGGUUGAUUCUGUACUGGAGCUUCAUCCACUUAGAUUUUUGAGUUGUACAACAAGCUAGUCUUGUGGUGUACUUCACUUUUUUUUUUUAAUUUGCAUAAAUUGAUUUUUUUAUUUGAAAGCUACUUUUAUGAAAAUAAUAAAUUAAUGGGGCAUGUAAGGUUUUUAGUACCACCAAUUAUGCUGAUAAAAAAAAUAAUAUUUUAAAUAAUUCAUUUUCAUUCUAAAACAUAAAUAGCCUAAUUGAGACAUUCUAGACCUUUGAAAAACUUCUAAUAAUAUUAAUUAGUAGAGACCGGAAAAAUUUGCGAGUUCAUUUCGCGAUAGGCUAAAAUAUAAAUAGUUAUACCUCAGUGCUGCCUCUGCUAUUUGCUCACAGCUCACCUGGAUGACUCUGGGCCAAUGAGAAACACCCAACCAAACCUUUAUCGAAUCACAGGCUGCUACGUUGGGACGUCUCACAAGACAGCAGCCAAUGCGUGGUUGACAUAUGACCGAGUGUACGCAGAACUAUGGAGUUCAUCCUGCAGGUCAUUGAACCCGCGAAUGUUUCCGGUCCCUAUUAAUUAGUCUUUCCUGUCUAACAUAUUUAAAAAACAUCUAUGUUAAAUAUAGGACAAUGUCAAUAAAUUUCCUCAAAAACAUGUGGGUUUUGAGUACGCAGUGUAUUAAUGCUAAACUAUAAACUUUUUUUUCUUAAUAACAGGUUUAUAGUUUAAAAAAAAACUUUAUUUUUAUUUUUGUGGCUUUUUUUAUAAAGUGUGGUGUUUAUAACUUUGCUUGCAAGCAGGAAAUAAGUUAAUUUUAUUUAUUUUAUUGGUGCAUAAGUAAAGUACCUAUGUAUAUUACAUUGAAACUACAUUCAUUCACUCUGAAUAAACUCAAUAAAUAAUACAUAAUAUUAAUAAUCUAUAAUUUGAGUAAAGUGACAGGAUUAGUAAAACGACUUGCUAGUUCUUAACUUGGAGGAUGUGCAUUUAAAGUACACUGGCAGUAGUUUGCUUAUAACUGGGAACCAGGCCUUGCAUCACGUUGUGGACGCUGCCAGAUGUACGUCACGUAUGGAAUAUGUUUUAUUGCGUAAGAAAUAUGAAAAAAAAAAAAAAAAAAAAGAGCGGGAAGAGAAAGCAGAAGGUCUGUGGCGUUUAAAAAUUUUUUGGCGGAAGUGAAUUGGGGCCAAAAAUCUGUACAUAAAUAUUUUAUCAUGCCUUAUCUCUUUUUUUUUUAAAACUACUCAUAAAAAGCAAUGGAGGUAAAGAAGUUCAGAGCACAAUAUUCCUUACAUGGGUAGCAAAACAUUUUUAUUUUUGAUUGUGUGCUUAAGAAAUGAGAAUUUUAAAAAGCAUUUCAUUGUUUUGGAAACCUGAUUUUUGUUGUAUUAACAUUUACAUUCGUGUGAUUCCCCACGUAGAUGCAUGGCCUUGGUAUUUUGAAGGUUUUGCUCAAUUUAUUUUAGUUGUUGUAUAUUUGCAGUCUUGUGUUGUGUACCUUGUAGCUCCGUGCAGUGCCUAAAUCUGUGGAAGUUGUCGCUUGGCAGAGGCUAGCAUUUAUUUGCUGUAUUUGUAACCAUGUGUAGUCUGUAGUCCUGUGAAUCCUUUAUAUUCUCGCCAGGGGCCUGUACUUUGUGCACCCUUGUCUGCCCGAGAAACCUUGUAAGAUAGUGUACAGAAGUUAAGUUUGUGAUAGUGGGGAGUGUUUUGUAGAGUGUUACUUUGUGGGGUUGUAAACCCUAGAAGCAAACUAUUGUUAUUUCUGUGAAUAUAAAAAUCUGAUUGUGUAUAUUUAGUUAUUUAUUGUGUAUGCACUUGUAACAAAAGAAUUUAAAGAUAAAAUGUUUGACAUGUUUUUCGUAUGAAAUUCGAUUAACAUGAUUAAAGAAGCUUAUGAUGGUUUUACCAAACAUUGAAUGUUACUAGCAAACCUGAUAAUACAGUAAGUCCUCAAUUAACGGACACUUGUUUGAAGGACAUUUGGUAUAAUGGCAGACUUGCCAACUUUUGAAACCCUCAAUUAGUAAAAUACAUAAAAAAUAAUAUAACACGCGUAAACUGCUCGCGGCAAUUGAAAAAUUAAUAAAAUUUCAUAAUAUCACAUUUUUUCUAGUAAUCAAAAUUAUGUAAUCGUUUUAACAUACAUUAACAUCAUUGCAGACCAACAAUCAUUCUCAUAAUUUACCAUUAUGGAAACAAUUUUGCUUAGUAUCACAUCAAAGAAAAAACUUUGUUCCUUGUGGUACCCUACAAAUCAACUGAGUGUACCUUUGUUACAAUAUACACUGAUAUCAGUUAACUUCCAGUAGAAUCUCCCUGGAGUACUGGUAAUGAAAGCAACCUUGACACUAUCAUUUUCAAACUUGCAUCACAAAAUGUUACUACUAGUGGAUAUAAUUUGGUUUCAGUCAUUGCUGCCGUCGGUCGCAACUGAAAAUGCCACAGUUUGUAAAUUACAAACAAUUUUAUAGUUGCAUCUGUUGCCAUUUCUUUCACGAUAGCCGUCGACUUUGUUCUUGCGCAACCAAAUUUUUUUGCUACUUCAGAAUUUAAAAACAGUUUUAUGAAUACGGGCCGGCGUGAUCCGAAACAUUUAAAGGAAUAUUAUUUUCAACCAAAAAGUUUGUAAACAUACAUUCUGCACUUAUUACAGCAGUGUCUGUGCUGUUAUUUUUAGCGAAAUAAUCACUAACCUUUGAACUGACUGCGCCACUUUUAACAUUUGCGAGAUGUUUUGAACAGUUCACGUGGAGAUUGAUGUCAUAUCUUCCGCCGUGCCCCAUGUUGAUGUCGCAUCUACACACUGAAAAAAAUGCGAACUGUUUUCCCUUGCUUGAUUUAAGAAUACACGGAAAAUGUAUAGCGAAAUGCCUGAGAAUAAUGCGUAUCACGUUUCGGGGGCAUUUUCUUCUUCACUUGAUUCCACUUCCGUUAAUUGUGCACAUAACACGUUUUUAUUAAAAACAUGCAAUAAAUUUGUUUCCUAACCUGUAAUAAACAAAAUCAAAAUUGGCUAAACUUAAACUGAAGAAUCACAUUUUACGCUAAUGCACGACACUAUUUUGCCAAACUAAAAAUGCUAUUUAAACUGGUUCGUGAUUGGUUGUAAGCGCAGGCGGCCAAUAAGGAAAGAUAUACAAUCGAACAACAAAUUACGUGGUUCGCUGGCCUUCAACCAAUAAUAUAACUCAAUUACCGCACUCGUUUCCACAACAACAAUACAUGGCAACAGCUUUUACAAACCAUACAAUAAAACAUUUAAGGCGGACGGUAAAUACAUGUUUUAAUAAACGUAUCGUACUUAAAAUUCGUAAAAAAUGCAGACAUCCUCGUACAAUCGUAAAACGGACGUGAUUUUCGUACAUUUUACGAAAAAAUCGUAAAGGUUGGCAAGUCUGUAAUGGACACCAAUGGACACUUAAAUUUAGUUAACGAAUGCCAAACUCAUUACUGCAGACCGUACGAACCGAUGGAAUGGGUACUUCUUGAACAGCCUGUGUAUACACUCACAUCCGAGUGCUGCACUGCUUAUAUACAUGAGUAAUUCUUGCAUGCAUGUUGGAUGGUUAUAGACGGAUGAGACAAUUGUUUUAAAAGAGUGUCUUGUGUUUCUUUUUUUCCCACGCCCAUAAAAGAGAAGGUAAGAUGCUGCUAAUGUUUACGAUGCGCGUGACAAAGAUAAUGGUAGCUAACUCACCCCUUCCACGGGCCCAUGAGACCCCUUUUGUCGAGGGAAUCUGCUGGUCUUUCGUUGGCUUGCCGAAUGGUGACGUAAACGAGCCAUUAUUUUCCAAACAGUUUUUUAGCCAGCCAUUAGUCCAUUGUACCCCUCUGUGCGUUGCGGUGUGUUUACCCGAAAUGAAUACGGAUUAAGUUCUUAUCAUUUGUUGCGUUCAGUGAAAUAUUAUGUACAUGUUCAGUUCUACGUAACCGUACAGAUGAAACAAGAACAAAAUAAAUCUGCCUCUAGUUACAGAAAGAAGUGAAGUUUGCUGUGAGUUCCCCUCCCCCCCUCCAACGUCUAACCGCCAUGCCGCUGCAAACAGUGCUGUCGUCAUCACCGCACCAUGACCACCGGAUAAUUGCGGAUGAUAUUUUCUCGUUUCACGGCCGUGCAACCGGUGGAUGUUUACGAGUGUAGUUGCUAGAUGACUGGAUGAAACACUGUCCAUUGUGAAUAAAAAAACACGAGAUCAUGGUCGGUGAAGUUACGGGCCAGCCACUCACUCAUGAAAAGAUCACGGGACUGAUCUGUUCACAACCUACACGCUUGCUUUUUCCGAGCUCUUAAGGUUUUUGAUUUUUUGGCAGUGCUGGGAUCCGUCAUCGUGUCGAGAGCCGGCCGUGAAGUUUUUACACAGCGUGUUGGCGCUUUUGGAAGAUCUAGGAGGGUGACCGGGACAUUUACAUUGUUCGCUAUGGGGAAGUGUGAUUUAAUUAACAUACAGUUCCUGGGAACGUAACCUUCCUGUUAAUCAAGGACUUACUGUACAAGUUUUUUUGUAAUGUAUUGUGUCAUUAAUGGAUUCAUAUUCAUCCUGCAAGAUGUUUCAUCACAGUUAGCAAAAUUAGGAUUGUGGUUUAACUGUACAGCAAAUUAGAUAAAUGUUUCUGCACAUUUCACAAAAAAAUUCAUAGAAAUUCAAAGGUGAAUUUGUUUUGGCUUAUUAAUAUUAUGAUUUUUUUUUUAUUUAGAGCAAACAAUUCAGCUACUAAAUAAAUUUUAGAAUUGGCAAUAAUGAAUUUUGAGUAUAAACAGCAGGGUACUGGACUUGAUAUUUGCAGUCAACUUCAAUUUGCGGUUACUGUUUAGUACAUGCAACUGUGUAAUAUGGGGAAGAAAUAUAAUUUUGAAAUCAUGGAAAAAAAAUAAAUAAAUAAAAAAUUGCAGAGUUAAUUAGAGUAAAUUAUGAUUUUGCUUGGUUUUUGCUACUCUUUUAAAGUUUUUAAAGGCCUAUCUGCACAAAUUGGUAUGUUAAUCAGAAAUAUAAUUAAAUUAAAAUGAAAACUUUCAGAAUGUCUGAUUUUUCCACUAGCGAUCUCAAAACCUAGCAUUUGCAUACCAAAGUAGUGGAAUAAGCAGUUUUGAUCCUUUUUUUUUCCUCUGUGCUUGGAGGAUCUAAAUGGGUCAGAAUUUGAUCAUGCCAGUUUGUACAGACUAUGCAUUUUGGUCAUCAGACAAAAUUUUGGGGAACGUGAAACUGAAACGUCCGAUGCAAAUACCAAUUUUUGAUACCUCAGUGUUCAGUCGUGUUUUGUGCUGUGUUGCAUGGACCAGUCUGGGACAUUGGCAAUUGAUGUGUUGGUAACCCUUUUGUCGCAGAGAUGGUGUAGCUGCACCGGUCUUCCAGUUUAGUAAUAAAGUAGGGGUAAGAAACAUUAGGCGUGUUCAAAAAUGUUAGUUGGACAUUUAGAAUAUGGUUUUUAGGGUAUGUGAAUUCAAACAUCACAUAAUAGCACUACAUAUGAUAAGAUUGAAUUUUUCAUGCCAGGUUACUGUGAUAUUGGUUCUUGGAACCAAAAUAAAUUUAAUUCAGAUGUUAUUGUGUGGAAUAUAAUGUGCUGGUGAUUUGUUUUUUGUUUAUAACAUUAUUUUUAAUCUGAUUGUAUGUUUAUGUACUGGGAAAUGAAAGUAUAUAAGUUAAUUUAUUUUUGACCUGCAGCUCAGGCAGUUCCGCUCCUAAGUUACCAAUAUUUUAUUUCCUUGCCUGGCUCGCACCUGUUGGUCUCCAAAAUGGCAAAUUUGAACACGGCUAUUGUAUCUGCCAGCUUGUUUGUAAAAUCUGUGCUUGUUAAGUUUUGCAGACUGAACAGCCACUAAAAGCAUUGUGAUUGUACAAAACGACAGUGUUUGGCGAGUAUGAAAACCUACAUAAUUUUUGGGAUCGUGUGUUCUCCGCAAGUGCAAUGUGACGAUCACCGUGAUGCGUGUAACUCCGCGCCGUCUCUCGGCCAAGUAUUAGUCCGCGCAGUGUCUGCGCUGAUUCGUAGCAGACGCGUUCUCAUCUCCGAGAUUGGUACCGAUGGCUGGUGUCAGUGUUUUUUUAAUCUUGUAAAAAUAUGUUUGUACUUUUUGACUUUACAAAAGUUUUAUUUAAUAAAUGAAAUUGCCUGAAAGGUA
This is a messenger RNA of Bacillus rossius redtenbacheri, 13801 nucleotides long. It is a transcript of the gene RasGAP1, whose product is annotated as GTPase-activating protein. Lineage: Eukaryota; Metazoa; Arthropoda; Insecta; Phasmatodea; Bacillidae. The record is from RefSeq and is a predicted model, not a curated record. Gene Ontology annotation, biological process: intracellular signal transduction; regulation of GTPase activity. The transcript has 20 exons. The coding region runs from base 903 to 3641 and encodes 912 amino acids.